CCCCCCUAAAUCUUUCAAGAGUCAUCUAAUCAACUACCAAAUACUCUCGGUGGAUAAGAACUUCAAAGAUGCGUGGGAAGAGCUAGGUUGGCAAUCGCAAGCCUCGACACCUGCCCGAAUAGAAGACAUUACCCACGACACACCUCCCACGUCCCCACAAAUUGCAUCAUUGGAAGAGAUACGUCAGCGGUGGGGAAACAUGGCAGGCACUCAUUUCUUUGUAUUUCAUUUGAUCUCAGUACGCAUCCCGGGCAAGAUAGCAGAAACUAUGAGCAUCUGCAUGUGUGAUCGCGCAAUCUGGAGAGAUGCACGGCUGCCUCCUUAUAUGCGCGUCUUCAAUGGCCUCCUAUACGUUACGUGCGGGUGUCUGUGUGGCUGGCUCCUCUGCUUCUGGUGUAAGACAAGAUCCACCACUUGUAGUUUCUGUAUGAUUAUAUUAUGCCCUGCAGUGGCUCGCAGCAUGAUAACUCGAGACCCUAUCAUCUAGUGAUAGUAUCCCCUCGUUGUACGUCUUCUUGCAGCAUUACCCGCUCAGUGUUGAAAGUGGUAGUUACGGCCUACACCGAUCAGCCUUGCGCAAGGGCAGUUCGGCCUGAGCCGUCUUCAACGGCAGCCACUUGCUACUACACUUACCUAUAUGGUGGCACUAAGACGACCCUGAGAUAUCGUGCGAUGACUGAUUGGUGGUGGACGUCAAUACUAAGCCUGGAGAUGGCACCAAGAUGGCACCGAGAAUGCGCUAAGGCUCCUGUAGAAUCUGGCAUGGGACAGUCGAUGAUACUGGUAGCAGGCGUGAUUGGAGCUGAAAAGAUCACUAAUAUCUGAUUUGCCUAUCACAUUGGAUGCUCGAUGCCAGUCGGGCAGUAGUGUCUGCUGCUGAUCUGAUCAUUGCAGUACCGUCCAAUCCGGCAUCUAGCGACCACGCCGGCAUCGCCAAUGCAAGCUAUCAUUGGUAGAAAUUAUUCAGCUCAUGACUCUGAUCCAAUCGCAGCUAGAGAAAGCGGUGCUAGAGUAUCUGCUACAGUCUAUGGUUGCAGCUAACAUGGCGUAGCACCAUAACGCGUUCCUGCCGGAUUCACCUUUCGAAGCUCAACGACAUAUCAUAACUCUACACAACUACCAAAAUCCUCUUAUGUCUACUCCCGUAUCGCUCGCAUCACAUCGUCUGUUGUGUUUCAUCUGUUGGGGUCAAUAUUUGACUUGAUUUGUAUUUUUUUCUUUUCCAACGUAUCCCAUGUCUUUUCAUCCACGGAGGACGCAGCGUUACAAGACGCGUUUCAUGGUUGGGAGAGAUGGAAAACGGCAAGCGCAGCUGUCAUGUCAAUUCCCACACCUCCGCAUCGGAUACUGAAUAGGAAAAUGCGAGGGGCAAGGUUCGGUCCGCUUUCGAAGGUAUUCAGCAUUGUCGUGCGCUCGAGACUCGGACAUGACGACGGCUUUUGACAUUUUUUGCCUUCCUUUUCCCAACAGCCACCGUAUCCAGCCUCUAUGCAUAAUGGACGGAGUAGACCUGAUCUCGCCACGGUCAUCAACACCUCAAAGUGAAUGUUAUUUCCUCCUCCUACCGGCUCCCGAAUCUGCCUUGAUGCAUCUUAUAUGCAAUUUUCAUCUCGCAAAAGCGCGUCAUCGCGUCUUAUAAACUUGUCGGGGCGGUAGUAUACCACGAGAUGGCGACUAUUAAAUUUUCCGUCUCUACGAAAGCGCACAGCCAAUAUUUCGGUAUAUCAGGGAAGGCCCGACAGCAUCAACUAGACAGAACAAGGUAUUUGUUCCCCUGAUUAACUUCCCACUGUCCUGAGCGCUGAUCCAUGUGGAGACAAACACAUCUCUCUUCAGUGACUGAAUCCAAAAGCAAACAGAUUAGAAGCUCCUGGAUCACACAGCUGGGACAUCGUUUGUUGACUGGUUUUGUGGCAAAUCAGCCGACUUCACGUACAUCCAUCCUACAAACUCGCAUCGUAGAUUCGUUCGCCUCUGAACACAUACGUCUAUCACUCAACCAU
This is a messenger RNA of Periconia digitata, 2003 nucleotides long. The record is from the annotation of a GenBank genome assembly. NCBI's taxonomy places the organism in Eukaryota, Fungi, Ascomycota, Dothideomycetes, Pleosporales, Periconiaceae.